Populus euphratica (Euphrates poplar) is the source of this 1684-nucleotide messenger RNA. RefSeq names its product 1-aminocyclopropane-1-carboxylate oxidase homolog 1-like. The transcript has 3 exons. The coding region runs from base 97 to 1254 and encodes 385 amino acids. NCBI's taxonomy places the organism in Eukaryota, Viridiplantae, Streptophyta, Magnoliopsida, Malpighiales, Salicaceae. The record is from RefSeq and is a predicted model, not a curated record.
UGUUACUACUCAACUGCAGCUCUCUUUCCUUCAUUAUUGAAUUCCUUUCCAUCUUCAUCAGAUUCCCACUGACCAGUACUGUUGCAACUUGCAAGCAUGGAAGUUAUGGCUUCCAAUGCUGCAAGUUCCUUUGAUCCUGAAGAUGGAUCCAACUAUGACAAUGCUAAUGAAGUGAAAGCAUUCGAUGAAACCAAAGCUGGUGUUAAGGGACUGGCAGACUCUGGUGUGAUCAAGAUUCCCAGGUUUUUUGUCCACCCACCAGAUAAAACCCAGCAAGCAUCAUCCAAGUCUAGCAAUAUCAGCCUUCAGGUUCCAAUAAUAGACUUUGAGGGGUUUGAAAGUUCUCGGCGGAUAGAGGUAGUGAAUGAGAUUCGCAAAGCAUCAGAAAACUGGGGUUUCUUUCAAGUUGUUAAUCAUGGGAUUCCAGAAAAUGUCAUGGAUGAGAUGUUAGCAGGAGUGAAACGGUUCCAUGAGCAACCUCAAGAGGUGAAGAUGGAGUUCUACUCUCGUGACGCUGAUCAACGAGUCAAGUUCUUCACUGGUGUUCUCCUUCUGACUAAAGAACCAGCAAUUUGGAGGGAUACGGUAGCAUUUGAUUUCAAGGAUGGUAAACUAGACCCUCAACUCUUUCCUGCCAUCAUAAGAGAAGAGGUAAGCGAAUACUUCAGACACGUUACCAAGAUCGGCAAGGCACUAUCUGAGCUCUUAUCAGAAGCACUCGGGCUUCGAAGCAAUUUCCUUUCAAGCAUAGAAUGCAUGGAAACAGAAUCAUUGGUGGGUCACUACUACCCGGCUUGUCCUCAACCAGACUUGACCCUUGGCACCACCACACAUUCAGACCCAUCUUUUCUGACCAUACUUCUGCAAGACAAUAUGGGUGGCCUGCAAGUUCGUCAUCAAAAUCAAUGGCUUGAUGUCCCCCCUCUUCAUGGUGCUCUCCUAGUAAAUAUAGGGGACUUGAUGCAGCUCAUCACCAAUGACAAGUUCAGAAGUGUGGAGCAUAGAGUUCUGGCUGGAGAAGUCGGGCCUCGGAUAUCAGUAGCAUGCUUUUUCUUCCCAAGCACAGCAAAUAAGUUUAAACCCUAUGGGGUAAUAAAGGAGCUUCUAUCUGACGACACGCCCGUGAUCUAUAGAGCAACUCAUUUGGCUGAAUUCAUGGGUCAAUACAUGUCCACAGGAUCAUAUAUCUCCACCCUUUCUCAUUUUAAAGUGUCAAGUGGCCAGGCUUGUUCCUCUACAGAAGAUACUGAUUGAAAUCAAUAAACGGCCUGUAACCUAUAGCAUUAUCCUCCCUUUGUUGAAUUUUUUUAGUUGAUUUCAAGAAGUCAUUUCGGCUUUAGCUGAGCAGCUCAUCCUUUAUGCUCACUCUACAUCACUCUACAUUGUUUCCUGUUUCAAUAUUUCUGCUUUACAAUCCAAGGAACCAUUACACUUUUGCAAAAGAAGCUGUUCCUAGCUAGAACUUGUUGGCAUAGCUAGCAGAUUGUUUUGAAAACGUGUUCCAAGGCAAUUCCUUGCGAAUCUCCUAAUCCUACUGUGGAUGUCUGUUCUUGGCACCGUAAAAAGGGUGGAUCUAGUUUUGAUGCUUGUGGAUAAACAACCUAUCGAUCGCUCCAUUAUAGCAAAUUAAUGGCCCAUUGUAACGUACAUUAAAGGUAAUGGUUAUAAAGUCCUAUUCUUUUCA